Messenger RNA from Larimichthys crocea (large yellow croaker), 451 nucleotides. RefSeq names its product SEM1 26S proteasome subunit (gene sem1). The transcript has 3 exons. NCBI's taxonomy places the organism in Eukaryota, Metazoa, Chordata, Actinopteri, Sciaenidae. The record is from RefSeq and is a predicted model, not a curated record. Gene Ontology annotation, biological process: double-strand break repair via homologous recombination; mRNA export from nucleus; proteasome assembly. Bases 83 to 295 code for a protein of 70 amino acids. Gene Ontology annotation, cellular component: proteasome regulatory particle, lid subcomplex; proteasome complex.
CAGUGUGUGCCGCCUGAACAUCUCCGUCCUCCAUUCAUUCAUCGUCACAGCAGCAGCAGCAGCAGCAGCGACACGAGCUAACAUGUCAGACAAGAAACAGACCGUGGACCUGGGUCUACUGGAGGAGGAUGAUGAGUUUGAAGAAUUCCCAGCCGAGGACUGGACGGGGCUGGAUGAGGACGAAGAUGCUCAUGUUUGGGAAGACAACUGGGACGAUGACAACGUAGAGGAUGAUUUCUCAAAUCAGCUCAGAGCUGAGCUGGAAAAACAUGGCUACAAGAUGGAGACGUCAUAACGGCUGACAAAGACCUUUCAGUGUUUGAUGACAUAUGGACAUUUAUAUUUGAAUAUUACUGGCUUACACUGCAACAUCGGAGGAGAUUUGAGGAUGUUAAUUUGUUUUGUUUUUUUGUAAGAAAUAUUGAUGAAGUAAAGUGUUUGGAGAAAACAA